Molecule: messenger RNA, 1077 nt
Organism: Cryptomeria japonica (Japanese cedar)
Lineage: Eukaryota; Viridiplantae; Streptophyta; Pinopsida; Cupressales; Cupressaceae
Product: SH3 domain-containing protein C23A1.17-like
Exons: 3
Coding region: 1-1077 (358 amino acids)
Source: RefSeq, a predicted model, not a curated record
AUGCGGUCUGGAAUCAAGAAAGAUGAUCAAGAUCCAACUCUUCUUUUGGCUCCUUCCUCAUCCUUUCCUUUAACCAAAUUGGAGCAAUCGUUGGAUGAUCAUGAACUUCUAAUUGCAAAUGUUCUUGUGAAACCUCCUCGAAACUGUAAGGUGAGCUCUGCCACUUGGGUUGCUAAUGCCUCCAAGUCACCCGUACCAGUUUUUGCUAGUACCGUACCGAUUUCUGCCUCCAAGUCACCCAUACUAGUUUCUGUCGGUACCGUACCAGUUCCUACUGGCACAGUACCAGUUCCUACUGGCACUGUACCAGUUCUUGUUGGCACCAUACCAAUUCUUGUCGUACUCCUAUAUGUUGGCAUUGUACAAGUACUUGUUGGCACCGUACCAGUUCUUGUUGGCAUCGUACAAGUUUAUGUCAUACCAGUACAUGUUGGCACUGUACCAGUUCUUGUUGGCACCGCACCAGUUUUUGUCGUACCAGUACAUGUUGGCACUGUACCAGUACUUGUUGGCACCGUACCAGUUCUUAUUGGCAUCGUACCAGUUUCUGUCGUACCAGUACAUGUUGGCACUGUACCAGUUUCUACCGACAUCGUACCAAUUUCUAUUGUCGUCGUACCAGUUUUUGUCGACAUCGUACCAGUUUAUGUUGUCGUCGUACCAGUUUAUGUCGGCAUUGUACCAGUUUCUAUCGACACCGUACCAAUUUCUCCUGUCGUCGUACCAGUUUCUACCGACACCGUACCAAUUUCUGUCGACAUCGUACCAGUUUUUGUACCAGUUUAUGAUGUUGGCGUACCAGUUUCUGCCGACAUUGUACCAGUUUCUGUUGACGCAGUACCAGUUUAUGUUGUCGUCGUACUAGUUUCUGUCGACAUCGUACCAGUUUCUGCUGCCGUCGUACCAAUUUUUGUUGUUGUCAUACCAAUUUCUGUUCCUGCUGCAAGUACGGCCAAACUGAUCUGUGGCAACGAUACCCGUCGCUGUGCCGACGGUUCCCCCUCUCCAAUCUUCUGGAAUAGCACCCCGACUGGUCGUACAUCUCCCACUGGGCUAGCUACUGCAAGCGCCUCCUGA